Vigna unguiculata (cowpea) is the source of this 3194-nucleotide messenger RNA. RefSeq names its product beta-galactosidase 1-like. Gene Ontology annotation, biological process: carbohydrate metabolic process. The record is from RefSeq and is a predicted model, not a curated record. Gene Ontology annotation, molecular function: hydrolase activity, hydrolyzing O-glycosyl compounds; carbohydrate binding. NCBI's taxonomy places the organism in Eukaryota, Viridiplantae, Streptophyta, Magnoliopsida, Fabales, Fabaceae.
AAAGUCACAGAGAAAAUUGUAACUAUAUUUUAUGCAAAGUUCCAGCCUCAGUUAUUUUAAUUAUUUUAUUCUGAUCAUCAUUUUGCAAAAAGGAAAGGAAUAACAAUAAUAAGGGAGAGAGAGUGAGAGAGAGAAAGAAGGGAACCAAAGCCACCAAAGCCACUUCCUAGUUACUUCCCUCUGUGGGCUUAGAAUAGAAUAACCAGUAGCAUCAAGGUGAAUCAUGGUGAUGUGCUUCAAGCUCAUAAUGUGGAACGUGGUGCUUCUUCUUGUUUGUUCUCUCAUUGCUUCUGCUCAGGCCUCAGUGUCGUAUGACUCAAAGGCUAUCACCAUUAAUGGCCAGAGAAGGAUCCUCAUUUCUGGAUCCAUUCAUUACCCAAGGAGCACCCCUGAGAUGUGGCCAGAUCUUAUUCAGAAGGCCAAGGAGGGAGGGUUGGAUGUGAUUCAGACUUACGUUUUCUGGAAUGGGCACGAGCCUUCACCUGGCAAGUAUUAUUUUGAGGGGAACUAUGAUCUGGUGAAGUUCAUAAAGCUGGUGCAGCAAGCAGGCCUUUAUGUUAAUCUCAGGAUUGGUCCUUAUGUGUGUGCUGAGUGGAACUUUGGGGGUUUCCCCGUUUGGCUAAAGUACAUUCCAGGAAUCAGCUUCAGAACAGACAAUGAACCUUUUAAGAAUCAAAUGCAAAAAUUUACCACGAAGAUUGUUGAUUUGAUGAAAGCGGAGAGGUUAUACGAGUCUCAGGGAGGUCCAAUAAUUAUGUCACAGAUUGAAAAUGAAUAUGGACCUGUAGAGUAUGAAAUUGGUGCUGCGGGUAAAUCUUAUACUAAUUGGGCAGCAGAGAUGGCUAUGGGACUUGGUACUGGUGUUCCAUGGAUCAUGUGCAAGCAGGAUGAUACUCCUGAUCCUCUUAUUAACACUUGCAAUGGCUUCUACUGUGAUUAUUUCUCUCCAAAUAAGGCUUACAAGCCAAAGAUGUGGACAGAAGCUUGGACUGGCUGGUUUACGGAGUUUGGAGGUCCAGUUCCUCAUCGACCUGCUGAAGACUUGGCAUUUUCAGUGGCAAGGUUUCUACAGAAAGGAGGAUCAUUUGUAAACUAUUACAUGUAUCAUGGGGGAACAAACUUUGGUCGAACUGCUGGUGGUCCCUUUAUUGCAACAAGCUAUGAUUAUGAUGCACCACUUGAUGAAUAUGGAUUGCUCAGGCAACCAAAGUGGGGUCAUCUGAAGGAUUUACACAGAGCAAUAAAAAUGUGUGAACCAGCCUUAGUAUCAGGAGAUCCUACUGUAACAAAUAUUGGAAACUAUCAAGAGGCUCAUGUGUUUAAAGCAAAGUCAGGAGCUUGUGCUGCAUUCCUUGCAAACUAUAACCCAAAAUCUUAUGCAAAAGUGGCCUUUGGAAGUAUGCAUUACAACUUGCCUCCUUGGUCUAUAAGCAUUCUUCCUGACUGCAAGCACACUAUUUAUAACACUGCAAGGGUUGGUUCUCAGAGUGCCCAGAUGAAGAUGACUGGUGUUCCUAUUCAUGGUGGACUCUCUUGGCUAUCAUUCAAUGAAGAAACUACUACUACUGAGGAUAGUUCCUUCACCAUGACUGGCCUGUUAGAGCAAUUAAAUACAACAAGAGAUUUAUCUGACUACUUGUGGUACUCUACAGAUGUUGUGCUUGAUUCCAGAGAAGGGUUUCUGACAAACGGAAAGGAUCCUAUUCUUACUGUGUUUUCUGCUGGGCAUGCUCUGCAUGUUUUUAUAAAUGGUCAACUAUCAGGAACUUCAUAUGGAAGCUUAGAAUUCCCUAAACUAACAUUUAGUCAAGGAGUGAAGCUAAGAGCUGGUGUUAACAAGAUCUCUCUUCUGAGUGUUGCAGUUGGACUCCCGAAUGUUGGACCUCAUUUUGAAACAUGGAAUGCUGGUGUUCUUGGACCAAUAUCAUUAAGUGGUCUCAACGAAGGGAGAAGGGACUUGUCUUGGCAGAAAUGGUCUUACAAGGUUGGUCUUAAAGGUGAAACCUUGAGUCUCCACUCUCUUAGUGGAAGUUCCUCAGUGGAGUGGAUCGAGGAAUCUUUAUUUUCUAGCAGACAGCCUUUGACUUGGUACAAAACAAGUUUCGAUGCACCAGCUGGGACUGCACCGUUGGCUUUAGACAUGGACAGCAUGGGAAAAGGUCAAGUGUGGUUAAAUGGACAGAAUCUUGGUCGCUACUGGCCUGCUUAUAAAGCUUCUGGUACCUGUGAUUAUUGUGACUAUGCUGGAACUUAUAAUGAGAAUAAAUGCAGAAGCAACUGUGGCGAGGCCUCUCAAAGAUGGUAUCAUGUUCCUCAGUCAUGGCUAAAACCUACAGGAAAUUUAUUGGUUGUGUUUGAAGAGCUUGGUGGAGAUCCCAAUGGAAUCUUUUUGGUUAGAAGGGAUAUAGAUAGUGUGUGUGCUGAUAUUUAUGAGUGGCAGCCUAACCUUAUAAGCUAUCAGAUGCAAGUUGCUGGAAAACCACCAGUGAGACCAAAAGUUCAUUUAUCAUGUAGUCCUGGACAGAAAAUCUCAUCCAUCAAAUUUGCCAGUUUUGGUACUCCACUGGGUUCUUGUGGAAACUUCCAUGAAGGAAGUUGCCAUGCUCACAAGUCUUAUGAUGCAUUUGAAAGGAAUUGUGUUGGACAAAACUGGUGCACAGUAACGGUGUCACCUGAAAAUUUUGGAGGAGAUCCUUGUCCAAAUGUCAUGAAGAAACUCUCAGUGGAAGCUAUUUGUUCCUGAUAAUUUUUAACCUCGGAUAUAAAAGGAUCAAGAUUAAACUCUUCAGAUUGAUUUUUUCUCCACUAUUCUAUACAAGUCUUUUGGGUCAACCAAAGUCUACACUUCUGAAUUGUGAUCACCACAAGCAUUAUUAAUUUGGCUUUACCAAGGUGAAGUUGCAGAAAACACAACACACCGUGUGGUUGAAAGCCUGCAAAGAUUUCUGAGAUGAUUAUGGACAUGUGUAUAUAUACUUGUAUGUUAUACAGAGGUGAAAGGUGAAAGAUUUUCUCUGCACACGAUGACACGAAACUGAUUGAGUCCAUGUGCUAGUGUUUUAGACUUUUAGUGUGGAAGCCUCUUGCUUCCUGUAAUAUUAUUUGUCCACUGUAAUCUGCAUCCAUUUAGUUUCUUUUUUUCUGUAAGAAACUUUCUAAACACAUCAAAUUCAGUUAUUUUGAUUUCCUUAUUA